This is a messenger RNA of Penicillium oxalicum, 888 nucleotides long. RefSeq names its product Eisosome component PIL1/LSP1 family protein. Gene Ontology annotation, cellular component: plasma membrane; eisosome filament. Gene Ontology annotation, biological process: eisosome assembly; negative regulation of protein kinase activity; endocytosis. Gene Ontology annotation, molecular function: lipid binding. NCBI's taxonomy places the organism in Eukaryota, Fungi, Ascomycota, Eurotiomycetes, Eurotiales, Aspergillaceae. The transcript is spliced from 2 exons. Bases 1 to 888 code for a protein of 295 amino acids. The record is from RefSeq and is a predicted model, not a curated record.
AUGUCGAUCCGAUCUCGUAAGGAGAAUAACAGCGGUCGCCAUCGCUUCACCAUGUCUACUUUUCGAGGCAUGCAACAGCCCGAGCUGAGCAAGAAGCUGAGCCGGCUGAUAAAGAGCGAGAACUCGGCGAUCAGCGCCCACGAGUCGGCCGGACGAGAGCGUGCGGCUAUCGCCACCGCACUCUCGGAUUGGGGCGAGUCAACUGGCGACGAAGCCAUCUCGGACAUUUCGGACAAGCUGGGCGUGAUGCUGGCGGAGAUUGGAGAGCAAGAGGAUAUCUUCGCGCAGAACCUGGAGGACUCUCGCGGCGUACUGAAGCAGAUCCGCAACAUGGAGGCAUCGGUGCAGCCGUCGCGCGAUCAGCGUCAGAAAAUCACUGACGAGAUUGCGAAACUGAAGUACAAAGAUCCCACCAACACACGCCUCGUCACCCUGGAGCACGAGCUUGUACGCGCCGAGGCGCAGAACUUGGUCGCCGAAGCACAGCUGUCUAACACUACUCGCACCAAGCUCAAGGAAGCCUAUGAUAUUCACACUGCCGCCGUCAUUGAGCGCGCGGAGAAGCAGAUUCUGCUCGCUCGCCAUGCUCGCCGCCUGCUCACUCUGAUUGACGACAGUCCCGUGGUCCCCGGUGACACCCGUCCCGCGUAUGACAGCGAAGAGGCUGCCCGCCAGGUUCUCGAGGAUGCAGAGAAUGAUUUGCGCUCGUGGGAGCCAAGCGUGGAGCCGAUCGGUAGUUUCGCUGAGGAUGCCGCCCGCACGGGCAACGACAGUUUGUCAAACGAAACCGAGCAAGACGUCGAGAGUGUUGCCACUGGACGUAGCGGUGUCAAGGUUGGCAAUGCUGUCCCCUCGUCGUCAAAGCAGCUCGAGGAACCCGCCGAGUAG